Molecule: messenger RNA, 901 nt
Organism: Otolemur garnettii (small-eared galago)
Lineage: Eukaryota; Metazoa; Chordata; Mammalia; Primates; Galagidae
Gene: GNG7
Product: G protein subunit gamma 7
Exons: 5
Coding region: 191-397 (68 amino acids)
Biological process (GO): G protein-coupled receptor signaling pathway
Cellular component (GO): heterotrimeric G-protein complex
Molecular function (GO): G-protein beta-subunit binding
Source: RefSeq, a predicted model, not a curated record
CUGGGGCUGCGGGUUCGGCUGCGCGGCGGGGCUGAGGCGGCCGCGGGGCCAGAUCGCAGGGAGAAAAGCUUGGAUUCCAAGCCUCUCGGUGCUGGGGACAGCCAGGUCUUGCACACAGGGCAUAAAGCGUGCUUCCUGAGAAAACUAAAAAAGCUUUCUGGACGCCGGGGUCCUGAGCUGAUGGCAGACAAUGUCAGCCACUAACAACAUCGCCCAGGCCCGGAAGCUGGUGGAACAGCUCCGCAUUGAAGCUGGGAUCGAGCGCAUCAAGGUCUCCAAAGCUUCAUCCGAACUCAUGAGUUACUGCGAACAGCACGCCCGGAAUGACCCAUUGCUGGUUGGGGUCCCUGCCUCGGAGAACCCUUUUAAGGACAAGAAGCCUUGUAUUAUCCUAUAGCUGUGUUCCCCUGUGCGUUCCUCUCCUUCUCUUCUUCCCUCUCUCACUGUUUCUCUCAGGCAGGGUAUCACUCAGUACCUAGCUCAAACAAAACAUCUCGAGUCCCCCAAACUUUUAAUUCCAAAAGAAACACCAAGAGAAAACCCCCCAAAUCAAAAAAGAGUUUCCACUGCCCAGAAGGGGUAAAAUGUAUUCUUUAGAUUUAGAUGGAUUUUCAGACCUGAUGACACAGCUAUCUCACAGGCCGAGCCAAAAUGGGACGGUGGCUUCACAGCCAGUUCCAAUUAAGAAGAAAUGAGAUGCCCAAGCAAUGUAAUAACAAUUUUUUUAAACUCUCAAUUGCCACUAAAAUUGUGGCAUUGGAGCUGAGAAGGAAAGGUGGGUGAAGCUGCUUAAGCUCAGGGGAUCUGUCCCCUGGGGGCAGUAAUUCCUUCACAAUUGGCUAGGUGUAAAAAGACUUCACCAUUUUGCUGGGAUGUUUUUUGUUUUUUAAGUAGAAGUAAA